Molecule: messenger RNA, 5708 nt
Organism: Hydra vulgaris (swiftwater hydra)
Lineage: Eukaryota; Metazoa; Cnidaria; Hydrozoa; Anthoathecata; Hydridae
Source: RefSeq, a predicted model, not a curated record
AUACAUAGCGUUUUGAAUUUGGUUUCUUGCUUCUAGAUUUUUUUUGUAAUUAAAGUUAAUAAAAAUUAAUUUUAGGUGAAAUAAAUAAAUUUUUUUGGAAAAAAAGAAAAGAAAGUUAUAAAAUUCAAUGUUGGUUAUAACAUUAAAACUAACUUGAUGAAGUUUUAUGGAUACACUAAAGCAAAAGGGAAGUAUUAAAUAUAAAAAUGAAUUAUUCAGAAUUAUAGCUACAAAGUUAGUUGAAAGUAAUUAAGAUCAAUCUGAAAUGAGUUCCGCAAAAUCUUUACCUUGUGAAGCAAUGACAGAUCAAAGUAUUGUAGAAUCCAAUGGUUUUUUAGAUCCUUUAGAUUUUUAUCAGGAUUAUUCACUUUUCUUUUUGAGCAAAAAGACUUUACUUAGGCAUAUAGCAAUAAAAAUAACUUUGUUGCCAUUUCUGGAAAAGUUAACUAUGACAAUAAUAUUUGCGAACUGCAUUACCCUUGGUUUAUUUGAUCCAUAUGAUGUUAAAUGUCAAAAACAGUCAUGCAAAGCUCUGGAAAUUGUUGAAACCUGCAUAUUUGUAUAUUUUACAUUAGAAAUGGUUAUUAAAAUGGUAGCCUUUGGUGUUUUUGGAAAACAAGGGUAUUUAUCUGAAACGUGGAAUAGGCUAGAUUUAUUUAUUGUUUCUGCUGGCACCUUCGAGUUAGCAUAUGGGGAUGGAGAAUUUCUUAGCUCUAUUAGAGUUAUUCGAGUCUUGAGACCUCUUCGUGCAAUAAAUAGAGUUCCUAGUAUACGCAUCCUUGUUACGUUGUUAUUGGAUACUCUACCAAUGCUUGGAAAUGUUUUUAUACUUUUUAUGCUGAUAAUUGCAGUUUUUGCAAUAAUUGGGGUUCAACUUUGGCAAGGAAUUCUUAGAAAUCGAUGUUUUCACAAUUUAACAGAAAAUGUUGCAAGUAUUCUUGAAUACAAUAAUAUAUCUCGGUAUUACAAGUUACCAGAAGAAGAUGAUUGGAGUUUAAUAUGUUCAUCUGCUAUGAAUAGCGGUCAAGUUUCUUGCAACUCUAAAUUUAUACCAAAAUAUGACAAUUGUAGUUUAAACUUCUUUACAGUGCUAAACUCAACAAACAUGACGUUGACUGAUAUUAAAAAUGUUUCAAUUUUUUCCAAUUUAAUAUCUUCAAAUAAUAAUACUUCGGAUUGUAUUAACUGGAAUCUUUUAUAUACUCAUUGCAAUGCAAGUAAUUCAAACCCACAUUAUAAUGUUAUAUCUUUUGACAGUGUUAGUGAUGCGUUCAUUGCAAUUUUUCAAUCCAUUACAUUAGAAGGCUGGUCUGAGAUCAUGUAUUUUUUACAAGAUGCCUAUAGUUCUUGGGUUUGGAUAUACUUUCUGACUCUUAUUGUGAUUGGUUCCUAUUUGUUAACAAAUCUGUGUCUAGUAGUUGUUGCUACUCAGUUCUCAGAAACUCGUCAGAGGGAAUCAGCUCUUAUGGCUGAAGCAAGAAAAAAAGCAAGACCAGGAACAUUUACAUCAAUGAGCGAAAAUGAAAAUAGUGGAUGCUAUCGCCAAAUUUUGAGUUUGGCAAAAUAUAGCAUUAGAAACAGCUAUAGGAGGCUGCGUCAAAGAUUUAUUCACAAAAAUAAUGUAAAAAAUGCAAAGCAUCAAAAUGGCUCAGAUGGAACUGUUCAUUUCCAUCAUCAUUACCACCAUCACCAUCAUCACCACCAUUUGCAUCUUUGUUCAAGUGUUAAAAAAGAUUUAGAUGAUGCUGAAAAUGAUUCGCUACCUGAUGAAAAUCAUCAUGAAUCUAGAUGCAUUAAAAGUUUAACAGAAAACUUUAAUCAACUAAUGUUGCUACCGAGAAAUACUGCUUCAUUGAUUAUUCCAGAUAAGACAGUGGUGAUAUGUCAUGGAAAAUCCAAGUUAAUUGCAUCCGCACCAGUUUUGACUGCAAUUUCGAUGUUUCCUAGCGUUUCAAAAGUUGAAUCUUCUGUCGAUUGUUCUGUUAAUGCUGUAUAUCAAAGUCUUGUGGAUCAUAGUUUAAGUGAAGAAGAAAUUGAUGAGGACUAUUUAGAAUGUAAAAAUGCUGGUUGUUAUGACAAAGAAAAUUUAAAGCCAGAUGUUUCAUAUAAAGAAAAAAAAAUUAAUCAUUUUUUAUCGCUUAUGCGCAACAAGUUCAAAGUUUGUUGUGAAUCUAAUAUUUUUAAGUAUUCAAUUAUGAUUGCAAUUUUUUUAAACUCUUUAACAAUGGCUUGUGAACAUUAUAAUCAACCGGAAAAGUUGACUGCAGCACUUGAAGUUUUUAAUACUAUAUUCACUGUUGUUUUUACGUUUGAAUGCAUUUUCAAGCUGUCUGCUUAUGGUUUUUAUUCUUAUAUCAAAGAUCCAUUCAAUGUUUUUGAUGCAGUUAUUGUUAUAAUUAGUCUUGUUGAAUUUAUUGGGGCAAGCAAAGGUGGCGGAGUUUCUGUUUUGAGAACAUUUCGUUUAAUGAGAAUUUUCAAGUUAAUACGCUUUAUGCCAAUGCUUCAAAAACAAGUUAAAGUUAUGUUAGCGACUCUUGAUAGUGUCAUGACUUUCCUUGGCUUACUUUCUAUUUUUAUAUUUACAUGUUCAAUUCUUGGAAUGCAUUUAUUUGGUGCAAAAAUGAUAUUUGAGGAAGGUUCUGUUCGGCAUAACUUUGAUAACCUAAUGUGGUCGCUAAUAACUGUGUUUCAGGUUUUGACGCAAGAAGAUUGGAAUGCAGUACUUUAUGAUGCUGUUCGAGGAACUACUAAAUGGGCAUCAAUUUAUUUUAUUUUUAUUAUGGUUCUUGGAAACUACAUUCUAUUUAAUCUUCUAGUUGCCAUUCUUGUUGAAGGUUUCUCUACAGAAACAGAUGGUAUUUUAUCUUCUCCAUUGAAACUAAAGUCAAUUAGUCGAGAAUUUUUGCAUAAUGAUGUGAAAGAAAAUUGUGUAAUGGUAAAUUCAAAAAAAAUUCAUUACUACUCCUUACCUAAUAUUCUUAGUCAAGAAAAUUUUAAUGAAUUGUCUCACAAAGAUAUUUUGUUAAGCAAUAAUAAGAAGUUUGCAUCAGAAACCCAUAUUGCUAAAAAAGAAACAGAGUUAGAAGAAAAACAAGAAGAAAAGGUUGAAGGAAAAAAGUUCUUUGAUAAAAGGUGUACGUUCUUUAACAAAAGGAGGAGUUGGUCACUCUAUCUUUUUGCACCAGAAAACAAAUGUCGUGCUAAAGUUUAUGGUCUUGUUAAACAUCCAUGGUUUGAUUACUUCAUAUUAUUUUUUAUUGCUACUAAUUGUGUAAUAAUGGCAUUAGAGCGACCAAGUAUAUUAGAUGGAUCUCAAGAAAGAUUAAUAAUUGAUUAUUGCAAUAUUGCAUUCACUAUUGUCUUUACAAUUGAAAUGAUGAUUAAAAUUUUUGCAGACGGUUUUUAUUUUGGAGAAGAAACAACGUACUUACGAAGUGGAUGGAAUAAAAUGGAUUUUAUUUUAGUUUUAACAUCACUUGUUGAUCUGUUUGUAACUCACAUAGUUCAUAAACGAAGUCACAUAUUAGGUGUUCUUAAAGUUUUGAGAGCAUUUCGAACACUGCGUCCUUUAAGAUUGAUCAGUCGUGCUCCCGGCUUAAAAAUUGUAGUUGAAACUUUACUUGCUUCUCUUGCACCGAUUGGUAAUUUAGUCGUUGUUGCAUUUGUCUUCUUUACAAUAUUUGGGAUUCUAGGAGUUCAAUUAUUCAAAGGAAAAUUUCAUUAUUGUAAAGGUGCAAAUGAAACUGUAACAAAUUAUAAUGAAUGUACAUUGUAUGGUGGAUCUUGGGAAAAUAAAAAGUAUAAUUUUGAUAAUCUUUUUCAGGUAAUUUGCUUUUUAAGUACAAUGAAUGAUGAGGUAGCACAAGAUGUGGUUGUUUAUAACAGACCUAUUGUUUCAAAGCGUGCCAUAAUCACAACAGUAAUUCUGGUCUAUAUCAAUUUGCUUAACUACAUGGAUCGAUUCACAGUUUCAAGUGUUUUGCCAGACAUUCAGUCAUAUUUUGGUAACAUUGGUAAAUCAAAAGCCGGUCUUUUGCAAACUGUUUUUGUAUGUGCUUAUAUGGCAUUUGCACCAUUAUUUGGAUACCUUGGCGACCGCUAUUCACGAAAGUAUUUAAUUGCAAUUGGAAUCACCAUAUGGUCUGUUACCACUUUUGCUGGUUCUUUAUUUCUUUUAGACGAAAUUCCUCAGACAUUAAAUGAAUACAGUUAUAUUCGAAAAAAAGUAUAUACCUUUGUUUCUCAUUACAAGUUUGAUUUCGCAAUUGCUAUUAUAAUUGGUUUGAAUGUUUUCUCCAUGGCAAUGGAGUAUUAUCAAAUGCCAGAGAAACUUUCUUUCUGUUUAAAAAUUUUGAACUACAUCUUUACUUCAAUUUUUAUUUUGGAAGCUCUUCUCAAAAUAUAUGGAUUUGGUCCAAGACUGUUUUUUAAACAAAGAUGGAAUCAGUUAGAUAUUGUCAUUGUUUUUCUUUCAAUAAUUGGAAUUAUAUUUGAAGAAAUAAAUUCCAAGUUACCAAUUAAUCCAACUAUUAUACGAGUUAUGCGUAUAUUGAGAAUUGCUCGUAUUCUUAAAAUUUUAAAAGCUGCCAGAGGAAUACAAAAGCUUUUAAAUUGUGUCAGUAAAGCAAUCCCUCAGGUUGGUAACUUGUCCAUGUUGUUUGCUCUUAUUUUUUUCAUUUUCUCAGCAUUGGGAAUUGAACUAUUCGGCAGACUAGAUUGUAGCAGAGAUGAUUGUAAUGGUAUUGGUCGUCACGCUCACUUUAAAAGCUUUGAUUAUGCUCUCCUUACUCUUUUUCGAAUAUCAACCGGCGAUAACUGGAGUGGAAUACUUAAAGAUACGAUCAAUGAAAAGUUAUGUGUUGAACCUUGUCCGUUUCUUCCGUAUAUAUCCCCCCUUUAUUUUGCAGUCUUCGUGCUUACUUCACAAUUUGUAUUGGUCAAUGUAGUUGUUGCUGUUCUUAUGAAGCAACUAGAGGAUACAAAAUCUGUAAUUGAAACAAAUAGUGAACAUGAUUCUCCUUCCGUUAGUUCUAAAGAUGAAACAACAAGGUUUUGUAUAGAAGAUAAAAGUUCAACACAGACUAAAAAGAAAGAAUACGAAGAAAUUAAACUUGGUGAAAAAUAUGAGAGCUUAUCUUUACUGCAAUCAAUAAAUAUGGCAGGUGACGCAGCAUGCUUAAAAAAGAGUAACAAUAAUAAUAUAUUUUUUAAUUUACGCGAAGAUUUGAAUGAUGGAUUUAUCCAUACAAAAAAAGAAAACACUGAUAACACUCAUUUUACUGACCAAGAUUUAACUGACCAAAAUUAGUAACCUAAGCUCAAUUAUUAGAAUAUGACGUGGAGAUCUAUUGCAUGGAAAACAUUUUUGCGCACAAAACAUCAACAUGGAUCAAUACUUAUUGAAGCUGGGACAAAUCCAACUUUUAAAAAGAAAUAACGUAAUUAAAAAAGUUGAAGUGAAAUUGUACACAUUAUUCUUGUUUUUUCCAGCCUCUCAUCUUUUUUUACAGGUUCAACCCCAGACCCCAGUUUUCAAUAUUUGUUGGUUGCAUUUUGGCGAAGUAUUAUUUCUGUAUUGACAUCAUGCGUCAAAUAAAUUACAUAGUUCAUGUUUGCAUGGACGUUAGUCCUUAAAUAAAAUUAACAUGUAUUUUUUUAUAUUUUGAUACUUUUUUAAAAAAGAUGUAAAUAAAUUCGUAGUUUAUUAA